AUCAGCUGGCUCUGCUCGGCUGAAAUUGGCAGAAAUCAGAAUUUUUGGACGCAUAUUCAAAGGAAUUUUUCCAUUUAACAGGGCCACGACAAGGAACUACGUUGUGGAACAGUGGGGAGGACACACGGUAGGCGUCGAUCGACAAAGUCGAUGUGGAUAUAACCAGGUGCCAUCGUGCGAAAAUGCUACCCAGUCCGCUGGCGUUGCGAAAUCCAGCGACAAAAACAACAAAGAAGCGUCGCUUUAAGUAGAAGACGUCGAAAAAGACGAAAUAAUCAAUUAAAUUCGGAGAGGAAGUGAGCGUUUCCAGCGGCGGAUUGCAAAAGUCGAGGAACUAAUCAGGAUUCGGGCUGCCACAAAGGACGAAACCAAAAGUUGCGUGAACAGCUGCAGCAGCUGCGUGGGCAGAGACGCAGGCAGAGGCAGCGCAGCAGCAGCAGACGAAACCCAGGCAACAACAACAACAGGCAGCAGCUUUUCGGUCUAUCUCCCAACAAUGGAAAUGCGAGAGGUCUUAAGUCGCGAGGGAAGAGAAGCGAAGAAUCUGCUCGUCUACCAGUUCUGCGAUGAGACAACUUCGAGUGGUGCUAGUGGAUCCAUAGGCGGAGGAGGAGGAGUUGCUGGUAGCGAUGGAGGAGCAGCUGGAAGCGGAGGCGUACUCUUAAAUGGCGACUGCUAUCGCAAGCCGCCGAUGGUGCCAAUGAAGUCGCCUAGCGGUACGCCAAAAAACUGCCAGUCGCCCACUUCACCGCGACUAAAACCCUCCGAAAAUGCAGGAGGUGGAAGCAAUGGCCCACGCGUGCGUAGCGCCUCAACAGGGAGAGAUAAAAAGUCGGAGCUGCAAGCCAGAUACUGGGCCUUGCUUUUUGGGAAUCUGCAGAGAGCUGUCAAUGAAAUCUACCAAACUGUAGAAUGCUAUGAAAACAUCUCCAGCUGCCAAGAGGCGAUCCUAGUGCUGGAGAACUAUGUGCGGGACUUUAAGGCGCUAAGCGAGUGGUUCAAAGUAUCCUGGGACUAUGAAUCUCGACCGCUUCAACAACGACCCCAAAGCCUAGCUUGGGAAGUGCGUAAGAGCAAUCCCACUCCCAGAGUUCGAACCAAAAGUCUGUGCAGCCCCAACAACUCGGGCAAAUCGAGUCCAGCCUUGUUUCCCGGCUCUCAAUCCGGAAAAACCUCACCGUGCUGUGAUCAUGGACAGAUAUCGCCCAAAAAACUUCUGCGUGCUUACGACCAAGUGCCAAAGGGAGCAAUGCGUCUUAAUGUCAGGGAACUCUUUGCGGCAAGCAAGCGAGCUACUCAAGGAUCAUCCCAAUCUGACAACAUGGAGGGUCCUCUGGAUUUGAGUGGCGACAAAUCAAAUUAUGUGCAGCUAAACACCCAGUAUUCGCAAACGGAUCUGGAAGAUCCACACUUAACUUUAGCGGAUGUCCGGGAGAAAAUGCGCAGGGAGGCGGAGGAACGAGAAGCUCAGGAGAAGAUAGAGAACUCGGCUUCAGAAGAAGUAAUCAUUCCAGUAGAUAAAGAUAACAAAGAGGAAAUCUCAAACAAACUAGAGGUGCCUUCUCUGAAACAACCAAUCAUAAAUGAAGCGGAUUUGAACAAGGAGACUGCAUUGAUGGAAACAGCACUAGAACCCACUGCUCUGGAGAUGACUGUGGCUUCCCUAGAGUCCAUGGAGAAUGCGUUACUUAACCAGCAGGCCAACAAAGAGCCCACGCCACCUAGCACUCUCGUUAAGCCCGUGGCAGAGCUUUUCAAGAAACCACAACCCUUGAAUCCCAUAGCAGGCAAUACUGUCCAAAACAGUCCCCUCAAAUAUUCCAGUGUGCUAAAUCGCCCCGUGAAGAAGGCUGUACCGCCGACUGGGGGAAUAAUAGCCCAUAAGACAAUAGCAACUAAACCAAGUCAAAUAAAGACAAAUCCCGCGCCACAAGUCAAUGGUUUACGUCGGCUUAAAACAGCUCCUCCUCCACCAAAAAUAGGUGGUAAAAGUGGAUUGCAGCCCCCCAGACCCUCCAGCAAAACCGAGUGCUAUGGCCCUCCCAACAAUGUGGCCUCCAGACUGUCAGCACGAUCCAGAACCAUGCUGGAAAUAAAUGGGAGUACCGUUAAUACAAAUCCUUCCACUGGUGCUAGAACUUUAUCGAAGAAAACGGCUCCUAGUUCCAUUCUAAGCACUGCCAGAAGAACAACUAUGAGUUCGAGACUCAGUUCCAGGGAGGAUAUAGCGAGUUCCACAUCUACUCUUAAAGCUAGCAAUGAACAGCUCUCAAAUUCAAGAAGCACUUUAAAGGAGGAACGGCAUUCCGAGCCUAAGCAGAUCCAACUGCCGACAGAUGCUAACGACGGUUGGUUGACUGUGAAAAAUCGCAGGAGGAGCAGUAUGCACUGGGCGAAUAGAUUUAAUCAGCCCACGGGGUAUGCCAGUUUGCCCACGUUGGCGUUGCUAAAUGAACAACAGAAAGAGCAGGAGCACAAAGACAAACAGAAAGGACGAGGAUCAUUUGCAAGUGAAGAAAAAACUUUCGGCAAAUCGAAUUCAGGGCAAAAUGGAGCCCCGCCAGCAGAGACUAAGGCUAAAGCCAAGGCAACUUUAACAAUAUCCCGACCGGAAAUCAAGAAUGCCAAGGCCAAGGUGAAUUCAUUUCCAGUUCAGAGAAACACCACCAGCCAAGUGAAGAAACCAGAGAAGCAAGAGAAAUCAGAGAAUACUGAAAAGUCGGAGAAGCAGGUGGCUCCCACACCCAGCAGCAACAAUAGUUCUAUUGGACGCACGUCUAUUAUUAAAAGACAGAAAUCUGAUCUUACAGGCCUGAAGAUGACAUCAUUGCAUAAGGAGUACAUGAGAAGUGAGAAAAAUGCACUGAGAAAACUUCAGCAGAAAGAGCAGGGAAACAAACAAGGCAACAGCAGUUCCUCAUCCGCGGAAACUGUCGUGGAAUCCAACAACGAGGACCACAGCAAGAUAGAUAUCAAGAUCCAGACCAACUGCGAGUUCUCCAAAACCAUCGGAGAACUUUACGAGAGCAUUGCCCGCUGCAAGCUUCCAAAUGGAAGCCUGAAACACAAUGCUUGCAUCCUAAGUGCCUGUGAUGAAAACGAGGAGCAAAAUACGGAUGACAACGAGGAAGAGCGCAAUGAAAAGAUAUUAGUUGAGGUUCAGGAGUCCCUGGAGCGACAAAUCAGAGAACUUGAGCAAACGGAGAUCGAUGUGGAUACGGAAACGGAUGAAACGGACUGUGAAGUUCAGCUGGAGGAGCAGGACGAUGGAUUGGAGUUGGGUAGCGGCGACGACUCGGCUGUUUUUGUGACCAUGAGUGACGAUGAGAAUGCCAGCUUGGAGUUAAGAUAUCAGGCUUUGCUAUCUGAUAUGUCCUGGAAUGAGAGAGCAGAGGCUUUGGCCACUUUGCAGGCAUAUGUGGCAAGACAUCCGGGAAGAGCUCAGGAACUGCAUCAGAAGCUAUCUUCGCCUUCCAGGCGUCGUUCUCUACAGGAAACUCUGAAGAAAUAUCAGGCAAAACAAGCAAAGGCUCAGCUGAAAAGAAAUCUGCUUCAGCAAGAGAAGGCAGCUAAGCUGCAGCAACUAUUUUCAAGAGUGGAAGAUGUCAAGGCAGCAAAAAAUCAAAUUAUCGAAGACAAACGCCAAAAAAUGCAAGGAAGACUGCAAAGGGCAGCUGAAAAUCGUGAGCAAUAUCUCAAGCAAAUCAUUGAGAAAGCUCACGAUGAGGAGAAAAAACUUAAGGAAAUUAACUUUAUCAAAAACAUUGAAGCUCAGAACAAACGAUUGGAUCUUCUGGAAUCCUCCAAGGAAACAGAGGGAAGACUGCAAGAUUUGGAGCAGGAGCGACAAAAGAGGGUGGAAGAAAAGCUGGCCAAAGAAGCGGCUGUGGAAAGACGUCGCCAAGCUCUGGAAAAAGAACGUCUGCUAAAGCUCGAAAAGAUGAAUGAGACGCGGUUGGAAAAGGAACAAAGGAUUGGCAAGAUGCAGGAGGAGAAGGAAAAACAACGUCAGGCUCUGGCCAGGGAAAAAGCCAGGGAUCGUGAAGGGAGACUUCUAGCCUUACAAGUCCAGCAGCAACAAACCACAGAGGAACUGCAACGCAAGAUUCUUCAAAAGCAGAUGGAGUCCGCUCGCCGCCAUGAGGAGAACAUCGAGCAUAUCCGGCAGAGGGCUCUGGAACUGACCAUGCCCACAAGGCAGGCGGAUGACGACCGGGGCGAUCAGGAUGAGUCCGAUGACGUCUUGAAUGGAAAUACCACAAGCACCACCAAUGAGGAUUGUGAUUUGUCUUCUACACUUUCCGACGUGGGAGGAAUCCCUGGACAUUCGAGGAGCUAUAAAAAGAAGAUGAAGAAGCUUAAACAGAGGAUGAGUCAGAACGCUGCCGAGUAUUUGGAGAGUUUGGAACCUUUACCCGCCUAUGUGAAAAGGGAUAGUUCAGUGCCAAAGCUAUUAAAUCUGGUGGUCAAGGGAGGAGGAGCCCAGGGACUGGAUAGGAACCUAGGAAACCUUUUGCGUGUGAUACCAAAGGCUCAGAACUUCGAUUUCCAAGCUUUUCUCUACAUGGAUGCUUUGGGGAUCUUGGCCAAUCAUGUGAUCAGCAAGGGCUUGGAGGAAAACUCUGAGAUCUCAAGAAAAUCCGUUCAUUUGGCCGUGCAGCUGUAUAGGAAUGCCUGCUCGGUGUGCCCUCAGAUUGCUCGUCAUGCUCUUCUGGGCAAUUCCAUAACCGUUCUGUUCGAUGCCAUCAACAAGAGUUUCCAGUUACCCGAAGAAAAAUCACCACAACAUCCGGUCGAGUUGUCCACGGAGCUAAUGCUGGCCUGCACGGAGGCGCUGUCCUCAAGUUACGUGAAGAAGAACACCCACCCAAAAGUUCCGGAACGCCUGCCGGACAUGAUAAACUUUGCUGUGAUCACUGGUCUGAUCGAGAUCCUUUCCCGUCGCAAUCAGAAGGUGCGCGAGUCCAUCGAGGACAACCAGAGUGUGAUGCUGAGCCUACUGACCACCUUGGGUUUCCUGUCCCGAUUCCUUGAUGUUUGCCAGCCAGGUCCUGCCGAUCCGACACGUCUGCUGAGCGCUGCAAAGUCCACGGAGCUCUUUGGAACCGUAUCUAUGCUCUAUGGCAGCGUUAUGCCAAUGGGUGAAUGCAUUCCACCGCGCACGACCGCCUUGGCGGCAUCGACUUUUCAUCUUUACGUGUCCCUGGCCUCACUGGAUGUGAACACUUUCCAGGAGGCCCUGACUGUGGAGGGUCCAUUGUCGCUGAAGCUGCUGGAUGUGAUGACCCUCAUCCUGAACUUCAGUGUGUCCAAUGCCCAGUGGGUGAAGAACAACGAGAGCACCACCAUGCUGAUUGACCUGAUCGCCUCGCUGGCCUUUUUCUGUGUCAACAAUCGAAGGCACCAGGACCUGCUGAUAUCGGAGCCGUUUGCCGUGAUUUUCAAGAAUCUGGCCAAGCUGUCGGCCCAGUUAAAUCCAGUGAUUUAUCCGUUCCUUGUGACGGUUUCCUUUGGCAAUCCGGCAGCUAGGGAGCUUCUCUGCAAGGAUUUUGAUUUGGCGUUCGUAGACGAGUACAGCAAAUCGGAGGUGGCCCAAAGAAAUAGCGUCAUUAAGCUGAUAAAUAGUCGCACCAAAGACAGAAUCAGCUCUGGUAAUAACAACAAUCCACAGACACACAACAAAGGAGGUUAGGGCUGUAGCUUUGUCCUUUGGGCGAAUCCCUGAACUCGAAGUCUCAACUCUCAAAGUGAUAUUAUUUUCAAAGAAAAUUAAAAAAAAACUAAGGCAAAGAGCAAAAAUACAGAACUUGAAACAUUCGCAAGGAGAUGAACAACAAAACAAUUGGAAAUCGAAAGCAGAAGCAACACACAAAAUAUUUUUAAUAUUAUUUAUAUAAACUUAAACGUUAACUUAAAUUAGUUUACUAAACACUCACUUCAUCUCACUCACUCACUCACACAUUCGCUAAAAUACAUUCACAACAAGUCGAACUCGCAUAGAUUUUAUAUCCAUAUAUAUAUUACAUAUAUUCAUUGUAGUUUAUGUUUAAUGCAAAGUAUUAACAUUAAUUUAACGCUUGUAUUAAACUCACCCACAAACACUGCAAAUUCUCAGUUAUCGAAUUAAUCAACGCUUUUGGAGCAGUUGCAUCUAUCACCAACACACUCACAAACAAAAAUGGGAGUAAAGGCAAAAAUAAAAUGAGCUACCUAAUGUAUUUUUUAUAGACAUCAACGUUU
This is a messenger RNA of Drosophila rhopaloa, 6240 nucleotides long. It is a transcript of the gene ssp3, whose product is annotated as S phase cyclin A-associated protein in the endoplasmic reticulum. The record is from RefSeq and is a predicted model, not a curated record. The transcript is spliced from 11 exons. NCBI's taxonomy places the organism in Eukaryota, Metazoa, Arthropoda, Insecta, Diptera, Drosophilidae. The coding region runs from base 497 to 5692 and encodes 1731 amino acids.